CAACCCAAUCGAAUUAAGCCGUAGGUGUCGGUUGCUCCAAUUUGGACUUUAAGCCGCCUUCACCCCUAACUUCACUAUAAGUACCCCCCAGUUCACCACCCAACAAUACUACCACCACUACUACUACUACUCUUCAUUUCGAUUCGAUCUAAUUUCCUCUGCUUCAUUAGCGUUAUCAGAGCUUUCUGCAGCCUUUUUUUCAUAUAUCAACCAAUGUCUCUCCCUGUAACACAAGGGAAAACCCUUCCUGACGCAUGGGACUACAGGGGCUGCCCCGCCGAGCGGUCCAAGUCCGGUGGUUGGACCAGUGCAGCCAUGAUUCUAGGUGUUGAGGCAUGUGAGAGGCUAACAACGUUAGGUAUCGCUGUUAAUAUGGUGACAUAUUUAACCGGCACCAUGCAUUUGGGCAAUGCUACCUCAGCCACCACCGUCACCAACUUCCUUGGCACAUCUUUCAUGCUCUGUCUUCUCGGUGGUUUUAUCGCCGAUACUUUUCUUGGCAGGUAUCUCACAAUUGUACUCUUCGCGGCCGUUCAGGCAACUGGCGUCACCAUUUUGACAAUCUCAACAGUGAUCCCAAGCCUAAGGCCUCCAAAAUGCAGUAGGGACAGUGUCACUACAUGCACCCCAGCAAGCGGCAUACAACUCGUUGUUCUCUACUUAGCCCUUUACUUGACCGCCCUCGGUACAGGCGGUCUCAAAUCGAGUGUUUCAGGGUUUGGAUCAGAUCAGUUCGAUGAUUCGGACCCUGAAGAGAGAUCCCAAAUGACAAACUUCUUCAACUGGUUCUUUUUCUUCAUAAACAUAGGCUCACUUGGUUCAGUGACCAUUCUGGUAUACAUCCAGGAUAAUUUAGGGCGUGAAUGGGGUUACGGUAUUUGUGCUUGUGCUAUUUUGAUGGGGUUGGUGGUGUUUCUAUCGGGUACCAAGCGUUACCGUUUCAAGAAAUUGGUUGGGAGCCCAUUGACCCAAAUCGCUGCAGUGUUUGUAGCUGCCUGGAAAAAAAGGCAUCUGGAGUUGCCAUCUGAUUCGUCGUUGCUGUUCAAUAUUGAUGAUGUAACUGAAGGAUCAAUGAAGAAGAAGAAACAAAAGUUGCCUCACAGCAAGCAGUUUCGGUAAGUGUUGUAUUUAAAAACCUGUCUACUUCAACUACUUAUUUCUUUACGCGUCUCUGAAGCUUAAAAAUGGCGGGUUCAAUUAUAAAAGGAAGAACACAAAAGAGCAUAGUUAAUUCCACGAGUAUAGUAAAUAUGCAAAAUAAGUAAGGUUGGAUGACAGUGGCAGUGGCAGGCUGCAUUAACUUGUUUUCUAUCAGGGUAAAAAGCAAUCAAAGAAUACAAUUAUUGAAUUAAUCAAGGUUCUUGAUAAUGGACCACCCUACAACCAGGACAUUUAUUGCUAGUCCAAUUCAAAGAAUCGACAAAACACGAUUGGAUUUUGCCUUUGUUCUCUCUUGCCUCUGGUACCUUAGAUUCAAACCAAAGUUUGCAUGUUCGCAAUUCUAGUUUAGGUUUCCUUUUCUCGUUGCCAUUUGCAACCAAAAGACAAACAUACUUUAAUAAAGUAAACAAACAAGAAAUUUGUGCCAUGUAUUUGCAUCCCAAACCGAAAGUUUUCCCCCAUAGAGAUAAGGACAUCUUGUGUUAUGAAAUAGAGAUUGGUUUCCUCCAGACCAUAAAAAUACGUGGGUGUUUAAGAUUAAACAAUCACGAGAGAGGUAAGUAAGUAAUAUUUACUAGAUAGUAAUAUCACGAGCCACCUUGCCAGACUUGUCUCCCAGUCGAUUCACUUCACGCGACUCCCCACUUAAUACUCAAAGUGAUAUUGCAUCACGCUCUAUUAAUAGAAAUUAACCAACACUUUCAUUACUUUUUGGCUCGAUGUCGUGUAUGGAAAGUUUCAGAUACAAAAACAAAACAAACAAACAAACAAAAACGCAUCUGUCUGUCGUUUCUUAUUAUUGGCUAUAUAUGUGUUUGAGAGCUUUAAAUUGUGUGCAGAUUCUUAGACAGGGCCGCGAUCAUGAACCAACCUGGUCUUGAGGCAAACAAGUGGAGUUUAGCUACAUUAACGGAUGUUGAAGAAGUGAAAAUGGUGCUCAGAAUGUUGCCAAUUUGGGCAACCACUGUCAUAUUUUGGACUGUCUAUGCCCAAAUGACAACGUUUUCAGUUUCUCAGGCUACUACUAUGGAUCGUCACAUUGGCAAAUUUCAAAUCCCACCCGCAUCACUCACAGUUUUCUUCGUCGCUGCCAUUCUCUUGACUGUCCCAGUUUAUGACAAGCUCAUUGCUCCAAUUGCAAAAAAGGUGUUAAACAAUCCACAAGGUUUAACCCCUUUGCAAAGGAUCGGGGUUGGUUUAGUUUUAUCCAUAAUAGCCAUGAUCGCGGCAGCACUGACGGAAAUAAAGCGAUUAAGAACCGCAAGCUCACGUGGUCUUACAAACAACCCGAUGGCUAAAAUCCCAUUAAGCGUCUUCUGGUUGGUCCCUCAGUUUUUGUUAGUGGGGGCUGGGGAGGCCUUCACAUAUAUAGGGCAGCUUGACUUUUUCUUAAGGGAGUGCCCCAAAGGGAUGAAAGCGAUGAGUACAGGUUUAUUUUUGAGUACCCUUUCAUUAGGAUUCUUCGUUAGUUCUUUGUUGGUGACCGUAGUUCACAAGGUCACCGGUAACAAUAAACCAUGGCUGCCAAACAAUCUGAACCAAGGGAGGCUCUAUAAUUUCUAUUGGCUUUUGACAAUUUUGAGUUGCUUCAACUUGGGAAUUUACUUGGUUUUUGCUAAAUGGUAUAUGUACAAAGACAAGAGGCUUGCAGAUGAAGGGAUUGAAUUGGAAGAAGCCGAACCUACCUUCCAUUAGAAGAACAUGACAGUUUCUUAAACUGGUUAAGAUUUUUGUGCUUAUAUUAUAACUUUGUAUUAUUUUUAGUCCUCCGCUUGACUUUAAAUAAGUCUGAAACCCUAUUUACUUGUACAAAAAGAAUGAUAAAAGAUCAACAUGGAAACUUCGAAAUGAUAUACAUAUAA
Molecule: messenger RNA, 3023 nt
Organism: Gossypium arboreum
Lineage: Eukaryota; Viridiplantae; Streptophyta; Magnoliopsida; Malvales; Malvaceae
Product: protein NRT1/ PTR FAMILY 6.3-like
Exons: 4
Coding region: 214-1119 (301 amino acids)
Biological process (GO): transmembrane transport; response to nitrate; oligopeptide transport
Cellular component (GO): membrane
Molecular function (GO): nitrate transmembrane transporter activity
Source: RefSeq, a predicted model, not a curated record